AUGUCAACAUGUGGUGAUGAUUAUCAAGAAUCUGCUAGAAAAGAAUUAAUUAAUAAACUUGUUCUAACACGAUAUGAUAAUCGAACACAACGUAUUGAUAAUAUUGAUUUUCAACUUACACCAGCUACAUUUACAUUUAAUGAUGAUUCACAAACAACAUUAAUUGAUUAUUAUUUACAUAAAUUUGAUAUCACUAUUAAAGAUCCUGAUCAACCAUUAAUUGUUUAUUGUCCACGACGACCAGGUGAAAAUACUACAAAUACAGAAGUUAAUUAUCUUGUUCCAGAAUUUUGUUAUUUAACUGGUUUAUCCGAUCGUGCACAUCGAGAUGCUCGAGCACGAAAGACACAUAAUUUUAUUCCAUUAGAUUCAACUGGACGUCAAGCUGAAAUAUCCUAUUUUAAUGAUAUGAUUCGACGAAAUAUGGCAACAAUUAAAUAUCUUGCUUUAUGGGGUAUUGAUAUUGUUCCAACCAAUUUUCCAAUACAUUCAUCCAUAGAUGAAUCAUAUCGAAAAAUUUUUCAUAACAGUACAGUUCUAGAAGAUGAUGAAGAAAAUGAACAAAAAGAUAUACAAGAUAAUGAUCAUUCUUAUGGACAUUUUACUAAUCCGAUUGAACUCAAUAAUUGGUUAUUAAUUUAUCCAAAAAUUGACGAAGAUCGAGCAUCAAUCUAUGUCAAUAUGCUUCGACAAGUAGGUCAACAACAAGGAAUGCUUAUUAAUGAGCCAAUUCAUGUGAAAAUGGAUGAUGAUGAAACAGAAACAUAUGCAAAUGCUCUUCGUACUAAUCUCAAUGAACAAAUACAACUCGUAUCAGUAAUAGUUAAAUCACGUCGAAUUGAUCGUUACAAUACAAUUAAACGUAUCUGUUGUAUUGAAAUACCAACUCCGAGCGAAAUUGUUUUAAGAAGUACAAUUGCUGAUGACGAUAUUCUACCAGGUGUUGCAUUAAAUAUUGCUCGAGAUAUUAAUUUUAAACUUGGUGGACAAAUUCGAACAACUAAUAUUAAUAUACCAAAUACAAUGAUAAUUGGUUUAGCUACAUGGACAUCGACACAUGUCAAUUAUAAAUUAUCAGAACAUCUUAAUUAUGUUUUGGCUAUUGUUGGUUCAUUAAAUUAUACUAUGACAGAAUAUUUUAGUCAUGCAAAGUCAUAUACAAAUGAAAAUGAUCUUCGAUCUGAUAUUGGAAUAUUUGUUCGAUUAGCCAUUGAUGCAUAUUAUGAAGAAAAUAAAAUUUAUCCAACAACAAUUAUUAUUGGACGAAAUGUUUUUUCAUCAUUUGAUGAUUUAAAUAUAAUUAAAGAAAAUGAAAUUCAAUCAAUUAUUGAUAUGAUUACACAUAAUAAUAUUAUAGAAGAUUAUCAACCACGAAUAAUUAUAUUUGCAUUUAUGAAACAAAUGAUUUAUGAUUUUUAUAAAUAUGUUCAGCCAAAGAAAAUUGUGAAUAUUGAUUGUUUAAUUGCAAAAGAUUCACCAAGUUAUUGUUUCUAUUUAUCAUCACAUCGUGAUCAUUGUUCAACAUUACAAGCUCGUCAAUUUCUUGUUCUAUUUGAUAAUACUGAUUUAUCAGCACAAAAAAUUCAAAGACUUAUACUUUAUUUAACAUUACAUAUUCCACAACGUAAUCAAUUUUUUUUGCCAUCAGUUUGUCGAUUUGCUCAACGUCUUUCAUCAUUAGUUGGUGAAACACUUGGUGCUUUACCAAAUUUUUCACAAUAUAAAAAUUUAUUCUAUCUUUAA
This is a messenger RNA of Rotaria sp. Silwood1, 1743 nucleotides long. The record is from the annotation of a GenBank genome assembly. Lineage: Eukaryota; Metazoa; Rotifera; Eurotatoria; Philodinida; Philodinidae.